Aspergillus calidoustus is the source of this 645-nucleotide messenger RNA. The record is from the annotation of a GenBank genome assembly. Lineage: Eukaryota; Fungi; Ascomycota; Eurotiomycetes; Eurotiales; Aspergillaceae.
AUGACUAAGGCGCUGACCGCUCGCUCCCCACGCCACGCCACCGCAAGGCUCAAGCUGUUACAUGGUUGCAAACAAAACAAAAGGCAAGGCAGCAGGUACCUAGGCAGUUCAUUCGGAGCCUACAAUUGUUUUCCAAACUUGGUUUCUUCACAGACCCUCAUUUCACAAGAGGUCCCCAAGCUCAGGACGAAGACUGAUAGCCACCGCCCCGAACUACCUAAUCAGCCUCAUUCUGCCCCUCCUCCAAGAACCCCGCUUCAAAGACCUGAAAGACAUCAAAAGCCCAUACUGAACAUGGCCGAUGUGGAAAUGAAAGAGGCGUCGUCCUCUAAGGUGAAGACCGGAUCUAAGGCAGAUGGAGCUAGCGACGGCAAGAAGAAGUUCGAAGUCAAGAAGUGGAACGCCGUUGCUUUGUGGGCCUGGGAUAUCGUCGUCGAUAAUUGUGCCAUUUGCCGAAAUCACAUCAUGGAUCUGUGCAUCGAAUGUCAAGCAAAUCAGGGUUCAUCUACCACGGAAGAAUGCACAGUUGCCUGGGGUAUCUGCAAUCACGCAUUCCACUUCCACUGCAUCUCCCGCUGGCUGAAAACUCGUCAAGUCUGCCCCCUGGACAACAAGGAUUGGGAAUUCCAGAAGUACGGUCGGUAA